AUGGUUUCUCCGGGUGCCACCUCGAGCCCUUUGAGUAUCCUGGUUCCCAAAACGAAGACAAAGAAGAAACAUUUUGUACAGCAGAAAGUGGAGGUGUUCCAAGCCAGUGACCCUGUUCUGUGUCCUUAUGUGGGGAGUCAAUCACUCGGUAUGUCGAUGAAAUUCAUGUUUUUGUUGAUAUUAUUAUUGUGUGUGUGUGUGUGUGUGUGUGUGUGUGUGCGUGUGUGUGUGUGUUCUAACAGUGUCCACUGUCUGCAGAUUAAUGACCUGGUCCAGGUGCCUGACCCUGUCAUGCAUCUUCCUGAUGACUUCAAAGCCAAUACCAAAAUCAAAGUCAGCAACCAUCUCUUCAACAAGUACUGUAGCCUAUAGCCUACUCACUGCAUUCAAUGUUUGUCAAAGAGUAACAACAUAAAUAAUAUAUAUAUUGAUCCAUACUCAAGUGGAGAGUUAGUUAAUCAUCAGGUAAUCUGAUUAUAAAUUCCCUUCUUGACUUGUUCUGUUCUAUUCAAACCUGAUGUGUCUCUCCACAAACCAAUUUGCUAGUAAUUGAAUAUUAGAAGAUAGGUUUGUCUAUGUAGGCCUAUCUGAAUUUCAAAGGUGAGAACUACCUAUGAAGCGGCAUAUUGUGCAAAGAUUGGGAGUGUUUGUGGAAAACACUGACCCAAAGCGUUGUUGAGCGCUUUGACCCAAAGCAUUGUUGAGAGCUUUGCAGCCUUGCAGGUUGUAUAAGGAGGAGAAUUUACAGUAAAGUGCUCCUAGUAUGCUAAAAGGGAAAGACAUCUCCUGUGUGUGGACCAGAGGAGGAGUGGGAGAUGGAUUGUUUAAUCUCUGGGUGCAGCUCAGCUCACAUGAACGCCAUGACGCUCAACGGCUAAGUAGCCAACGCAAUUAGACUCACGAUGACAUGUCCACUGUAAGGAAUGUGAAAGGCAUCGGACACAGAGAGGGUCUGUGUGUGUCUGUGUGUGUCUGUGUGUGUGUGUGUGUGUGUGUUUGUGUGUGUGUGCGUGUGUGUGUGUGUGUCGUAUUAGUAUUUGUCCAAGGCCAGAGAUUGGCUGCUCUGACGUCUCUGUGUUGUUAGGGAUUGGACAGUGGGGUCCUGCAUGUUUCCGAGGCAGAGACCAUAAACUAUAUAAACCUAAAUGAGAUUUAGUGGAUUUUUUUCACAACAUUGAAAAAGUCCUUUGAAAUAUUUUUAAAUAAUAGGUGUCAUAAUAUCAUAAUAUCAAUCAGAUGUCCUCUGAAAUGCCUUCCAUUAUUAUUCAUCCAAUUAAUAUUGCAAUGCUAUUGUAUGCUAUUUUUACAUUAGCCCCUGGACUGCAAUACCUACUCAUCCAAAAUGGUCGUUGCACAAUGAGCUUGUCCUCAGAUUAUUCUUCAGUACAUUAUUCCCAAUAUUAAUCAGUUAUUGAACUAAAUUGCACAAGUUGUGCAGAAAUGCUCAUUCUGAUAUAUGUAUUUGUCUGUUAUCGUCUCUGGUUCUCUCCCUAAGCGGUACCACACAGCUGAGUGUACUUGUGUGAGUGGUUAGCAGCGUGGUGUCCCAUUUCUGAACAAUGAAGUGUGAAAUUCCUGCCUCAAGUUGGGAGAGACAGAGAGGGAGAUACAGGGAGAAAAAACUGAUAGAAAAGAGGCCAAAUGAUAUCCAUGUCUUCAUGGGUUAAUAGCAGUACACUCCUAGAAAAAAAGGUGCUAUCUAGAACCUAAAAGGGUUUUUCGGCUGUCUCCAUAGGAGAACCCUUUGAAGAUCCCUUUUUGGUUCCAGGUAGAACUCCGUUGGGUUCCAUGUAGAACCCUUUCCACAGAGGGUUCUACAUGGAACCCAAAAGGAUUCUACCUGGAACCAAAUAGGGUUAUCCUAUGGGGAGCGGCGAAGAACACUUUUGGAACCCUUUUUUCUAAGAGUGUAGUGUGUCAGGUCAUUAAGUUGAAGUCUUGUUCUGGAGUUUCUCAUGAUUGUCUACAAUAUAUAUAAUUAUUGUCCUAAUGUUUGUGAAUGUUGAAUUCAUAUAGGCCUAACCUUAUAAAAACCAUAGAAUUAGAAUGAGCAGAAUGGGCAUUCCCAUUCAUUCUAUUUGUAUGAUUUAUAUGAUAAUAACCAUAUAACCAUAUAACCUUCAGAUCAUCAGUAAUCCUAAACAACAUUUAGUAACGCUUAUAAUGCUGUAAUAAACAGUAACAAUAGUUACACUUUGUAUGAUCCCUAUUAUUUGUUCCUCUACAGAGAGACUCUUCCAGGACAUUUCAAGUUCAAAGAGUAUUGUCCACAGGUGUUCCGCAAUCUCCGAGAGCAUUUUGGAAUCGAGGAUCUGGAUUAUCAGGUAUGCAUACCAACACACUCCAACAUGGUGAGUCUUUAUAAGCUCUGUGGCUUUGAUAGCCUAUGUCAGGGGUAGGCAACUAGAUUCAGCCGCGGGACGAUUUUUGUUGAAACGGAUGGUCGGGGUGCCGGAACAUAAUUAUAAUAAUUUGUACAUUUCAAAUCAACCACAACUAAGCCCAAAAAUAACAAUAAUUUCAUACCUUGAUUACAUUGAGACACAAUCACAUAUGUCUCUUUUUGUAUUCGUGGGAAUACUUGGGAAUAUAUUUCCUAAAUUAAAGGGAUAGUUUAUCCAAAUUACAAAAUGACACAUUGGUUUCCUUACCCUUUAAACAGAUUAUGGACAAGGUAUGACAGCAAUCCAUGCUUUGGUUUAGUUUCCCUGGCGCUGUUUCCACAUGCCAAUGUUUUUGCAUUUGUGGCACAGGGUUAAGAAACCAAGCAGUAGCUGUGCAUGGGUAAAAUCUCUGAGGAAGCCAAGACAGUAAAAAAGCCAUAUUACAACCUAUGUUGUGAUAAUUGUGUUGUUAGCUCUAUAACCCAUUCGUUCAUAUGCCACCGUGAUAAACAAUAACGCAGUGACAACAAAAAAACAACAGUCACACAGUGGCGGAAUAGAUUCAACUACACAUAAGUUUGUUUCAUCACAAAACCGGAGAUCAACAUCUGUCCGGUGAAGUCCACAAAGCAAAUAUUGCAUGUAACAAACAGGUAUAUGACCUGCAGCAUGGUCAAGCAACAAGCAGUUUACUAAACAACUACUGAUUUAGAACCACAGAGUUACCACAAGUCAGCACAAAGACAACAGGAGCACUGCCUCCGCUAUUACAGCACCAUUUCAAUGUAAACAUUUACAGUGGGGGAAAAAGUAUUUAGUCAGCCACCAAUUGUGCAAGUUCUCCCACUUAAAAAGAUGAGAGAGGCCUGUAAUUUUCAUCAUAGGUACACAUCAACUAUGACAGACAAAAUGAGGAAAAAAAUCCAGAAAAUCACAUUGUAGUAUUUUUAAUGAAUUUAUUUGCAAAUUAUGGUGGAAAAUAAGUAUUUGGUCAAUAACAAAAGUUUCUCAAUACUUUGUUAUAUACCCUUUGUUGGCAAUGACACAGGUCAAACGUUUUCUGUAAGUCUUCACAAGGUUUUCACACACUGUUGCUGGUAUUUUGGCCCAUUCCUCCAUGCAGACCUUUACCCUCUUCCUAGGAUGGAGGACUGUAUUGAUCAAGUUGGGUUAGCAAAUUUGAUCUCUUAAAGGGAUAUUGGCAAGUACCCCUUACCAAAAGAGCUUGUGAGAUUGCUGCCUUUAUAACUCCAUCUGGUUUGUUCUCUUAUACAGUGAUGCCUUUCGGCUUGCGGAAUGCUCCAGCCACCUUCCAGAGGCUGAUGAAUCGGGUGGUCUCAGGUCUGGAAGGGUGUGCCGUGUAUUUGGAUGACGUGGUCGUAUACUCAGACUCUUGGGAGGAGCAUGUCUGUAGAGUGCAAGCCCUGUUCGAAAGACUGGUGUGGGCCAGGUUGACCAUCAAUUUGGCAAAGUGUGAGUUUGCUAAAGCUACAGUCACAUACCUAGGCAAGGUUGUGGGUCAGGGUGUUGUCUGUCCCGUGGAAGCCAAGGUUCAGGCUGUGAAGCAGUUCCCACAGCACUCCACAAAGAAAGAACUGAUGCGCUUCCUGGGAAUGGCGGGGUACUACCGUGCUUUCUGUAAACUUUUCGGUAGUAGUGUCCCCCCUGACCAAUCUGUUGAAGGCCAAGGCUGAAUUUAUCUGGUCCACCCAGUGUCAAGAGGCAUUUGAUGCAGUUAAGGCUCUUUUGUGUUUGGCACCUGUGUUGGCAGCACCACAUUUUGGGAAACCUUUCAAAUUGCAGGUAGAUGCCAGUCAAAUUGGUGCUGGGGCUUCUCCAGGAAAAUGAUGUCCAGUCAGUUUCUUUUCCCGGAAAUGUAUCAGCAAAACUAUUCUGUAAUUGAAAAGGAGGCUUUAGGUCUCAUUUGGGUUUUACAGCACUUCGAGGUCUAUGUUGGUUCUGGUUUAACCCCUGUAACUGUGUUUACUGACCACAACCCACUUAUUUUUCUGAAGUCCGUGCAAAAUCCAAACCAGCGCCUGAUGCGUUGGGCUUUGUUCUUGCAACGAUUCAACCUCGAUAUUAGACAUAUUGGUGGUAAGGAUAAUAUCAUUGCUGAUGCUCUGUCCCGUGCUCCUUUAGCCUAGUUUGUAUUUUCUCUCUGCUGACCCCUGCGGGCUGUCUGUGCCUCCUUUCUCUUCAAUUGCUCCCCAGGUACCAGGGCUGCUGAGUUUGAGGACGGACAGUCAGCUAGCGGACACGGGGCUACUGUUAGAAGCCGGGACUGGUAUCUGUUUUUUUUGGUUUUUGGAUUGUUUUAAAUAUGUUGGGUCAUAAUUUGGGUUGAGGGUGGGACCCUCAUUUUAAGGAGGGGGGUGUCACGGCCCCUCUGCAGUGCAGGGGCGGUUCCUCCUGCAGGCAGAGGAGGGUCGUUAGUGAUUGGAGUUGGUGUGAUUGGAGCCACCUGUGCUCAGGGUAUUUAAAACUGCUUCACUAACCACUCAUUUUUGCCACAGGCUAUGAGCCGGCCUGUGACAGGAGAAAACUGAGGAUGGCUCAACAACAUUGUAGUUACACAAUACUAACCUACAUGACAAAGUAAAAAGAAGGAAGCCUGUACAGAAUACAAAUAUUCCAAAACAUGCAUCCUGUUUGCAAUAAGCAACUAAAGUAAAACUGCAAAAAAUGUGGCAAAGAAAUUAACUUUAUGUCCUGAAUACAAAGUGUUAUGUUUGGGGCAAGUAUUUUUGGAUAAAAAUAAACUGAAUAGAGCUAAGCACAGGCAAACUCCAAGAGGAAAACCUGGUCCAGUCUUCUUUCUAGCAGACAUUGAGUGACAAAUUCACCUUUCAGCAGGACAAUAACCUAAAACACAAGGCCAAAUAUACACUGGAGUUGCUUACCAAGACAACAUUGAAUGUUCCUGAGUGGCCUAGUUACAGUUUUGACUUAAAUCGGCUUGAACAUCUAUGGCAAGACAUGAAAAUGGCUGUCUAGCAAUGAUCAACAACCAACUUGACAGAGCUUGAAGAAUUUUAAAAAGGAAAAUGUGCAAAUAUUGUACAAUCCAGGUGUGCAAAGCUCUUAGAGACUUACCCAGACAGAUUCACAGCUGUAAUCGCUGCCAAAGAAAAGGUGGUCCCGUGUAGCUCAGUUGGUAGAGCAUGGCGUUUGCAACGGCAGGGUUGUGGGUUUGAUUCCCACAGGGGGCCAGUAUGAAAAUGUAUGCACUAACUGUAAGUCACUCUGGAUAAGAGCGUCUGCUAAAUGACUAAAAUGUAAAUGUGAUUCUAACAUGUAUUGACUUAUGUAAAUGAGACAAUCAAUUUGCAAAAACGUCUAAACACAUGUUUUAGCUUUGUCAUUAUGGGAUAUUGUGUGUAGAUGGGUGAGAAAAAAAAUCUACUUAAUCCAUUUUUAAUUCAGGCUGUAACACAACAAAAUGUGGGAUAAGUCAAAGGGUAUGAAUACUUUCUGGAGGAACUUUAUCUUUAAAUUGAUUAUCUUGUUCACUUGCUCUCUCUCCCCUCUCUUUCAUCGUGUUUUCAGGUGAAAAGUUGCCCAUGCGCAAAGAUGUGAACUUCAGGAAUAACAUGCAGAAGGUUUAUGUGAGAGAGGAGGAGAAGGAGAGGAUCAUGGACAAGCUCAACAGAGACGUGAAGGCGAGUGUCAGAGACAGGGCACAGCAUCAGUAGCACAGCAGCACAUUAUACAUACGUGCAGAGUGGCUGGGAGGGAUGCCCCAGUGUGUGUAGGGAGGGAGAAAAGAUGUAUAUAGACAAAUGUGACUGAUCUGUUAUAAGUGGCUAACUGUGUUACGUUUGUCUUCUGUGGGGCUCUCGCUCGCUAUCUAUCUAGUUACUGGUGCGUCUGAGGAUCAUGGACUACGGCCUGCUGCUGGGGAUCCACAAUGUGGGCCGGACGGAGGAGGAGGAGAUGGAGGAGGAGUCAUAUGAUGAUUGUGAUGAAGUGGACAAGGAGAACGGCCUGACUCCUGCUCCUGCUGUGGGCUUCUAUGGCACCUCUCCUGAAGGCAUCGCUGGCUACAUGAACUCCUUUAAACCGCUGGGGCCCGGGGAGUUUGACCCUUAUAUAGUGAGUCCCCAUAGAGAUCCUAUAAUUCACUUCUAGAAUGAAAGUUUUCCUGACCAUGAUUACUGAGUUAUUAGGCAUAUUGCUAGGAUGACAAUUUCCAUUCUACUGUUCUCUCACCGUGGGAGUCCCAGCAAGUGAAUUUUGUAGCUGAACAGAACCUUGAUUAAAAGAGGGUGGGCUCUUUUUUUAAUGUCUUAGAUUUUUGUAUGGUGGUUGAUGAUCUAACUGUUAGAUAAUAUUCUUUAUAAGACAGUACAUUAGUGUAGACACAGUAAGUGAUGAUGACACAAUGGACCAAAUCCUAACCUGAGAGACCCAUUACUUACUUUUGAUACUGCAUCAGGAUCUCCAGUUAGGAUUAGUCUCAUACUGUAUUAGGCCAUGCACAGUACAGUAGCUAUACCUCACAGUCAACAGGGGAGUGAUUAACAUCCAUCCACUGUAUGAUAGCCUGUCACUCACUGCCUGUCUUGCUGCCCAGAGGGAGGUGUACUUCAUGGGUCUGAUUGACGUUCUGACCCACUAUGACAUCAAGAAGAAAGCCUUUCAUGCUGCCAAGACCAUCAAACACGGGCUGAGUGACACGCUGAUGUGUGUUUGCGUUUGUGUGUAAUAGGGAUGUGAGUAAAAAUUCCGACGAUGUAAAAAGGGCUUUAUAAAUACAUUUGAUUGAUCUAUUGUUUUCAAGAUGUCUUCCCUAUAUGAACAUGUUUUAUUCUUAUCGUUGUUGGUUUAUCAAUAUCUGUAUUUGUUUGUGUGAUUCCUAGUCCGGAGCAUAAAUCUCCACCGUUCACCCUGAGCAGUAUGCCAAGAGGUUCCAUGAGUUCAUUGCUGAGAUCUUUGCAUAG
Molecule: messenger RNA, 7327 nt
Organism: Coregonus sp. 'balchen'
Lineage: Eukaryota; Metazoa; Chordata; Actinopteri; Salmoniformes; Salmonidae
Source: the annotation of a GenBank genome assembly